Nerophis ophidion (straightnose pipefish) is the source of this 8225-nucleotide messenger RNA. RefSeq names its product docking protein 7b (gene dok7b). The record is from RefSeq and is a predicted model, not a curated record. NCBI's taxonomy places the organism in Eukaryota, Metazoa, Chordata, Actinopteri, Syngnathiformes, Syngnathidae. Gene Ontology annotation, molecular function: protein kinase binding. The transcript has 13 exons. Gene Ontology annotation, biological process: positive regulation of protein tyrosine kinase activity; neuromuscular junction development. The coding region runs from base 82 to 2157 and encodes 691 amino acids.
UGGCGGCGGGGGGUGUUGGGCAAUGGCGGCGGGGCCCAGCCAGGCACUCACACGCAGCUGCUCGGACAACCAUGUCAGAAGAUGACGGAUACAAUUGUCGCGGAGGGACAAGUCAAGUUUAGAGAUGGAAAAAAGUGGAAGACUCGGUGGGUCGUCAUUCGGAAGCCGUCUCCAGUCGCAGAUUGUCUGUCUGUGCUGGCCUAUAAAGAAAGAAAAGCCAAGGAGCGAGCAGGCCACAAGGAUCGUCUCGGUGUGACGUUGGAGGGCAUCUUUGGUGUGGAACCUGGACCUGGCUAUGAUGGAGUCAGCUACACUCUCUCCAUAAUCUGCCAAGCACACACUCUGGUGCUGGGCUUCCACAGUCGAGAAGCUCUCCAUGCCUGGGACGCCCGUGUACGCUACAGCCUGGGAGAAGUCCACAGAUUCAGUGUCAAUGUGGAACCAGGUACUAAAGUGGAGAGGGGCCCCGCUUCUCUUCACCUGUGCAACAACCUACUGGCCCUCACCAGAGGUCUGCCUCCUGUCAUCAUUGGGCACUGGAAGUUGUCUACAUUGCGUAGAUAUGGUGCUGUGCCAAAUGGCUUCGUGUUCGAGGGCGGGACUCGCUGCGGAUACUGGGCUGGAGUUUUCUUCUUGUCCUGCUCAGACGGGGAGCAGAUCAGUUAUCUGUUUGACUGUGUCGUUGGUGGCAUCACCCCCAGCAAGGUCCCACAUGGGCUGCGGCCUUCCCUGCCAGCAGAGACUCUCAGCACUGAGCCAGCAUCAACAGAAGAUCGGAUCAAGCAGGAGACUUCAGACCUGGAGAAAAGACUCAGCAUGCUGUCGACUUGCAGCCUAGCAAGCAGCACAGCUUCCACCUACAGCUGCAGCACAUCUGUUGCCGGGGACGACCGCAGCAGCAUUUCCAGCUCCUCUUCAGGCCAAUCGGACACAAGCUACGGGAGCCGGCUUCCUUUCUGGGUGGAGCCGUUUGCGAAGUUACACCACUCCAGUGAGACUGCGUCAAGCUCUUCCACGCUGAGGCCCUUGACCAGCUCAGAUGACCGUCUCUACGCUGCUGUGAUGGGAUGCCGAGCUGCGUCCUCCACCCAGCCCCAUCCUCGUGGUCUCCUGGACAGCGGGCGUCAGAGCUCGUUAGACAGCGGCAUUGGAAUAGCGACCGGGAGCUCAGGGAGCUUCUCUUCCUAUACAGGAAGUCUGGACAUGGCCCCUCAGGUAGCGGGAGGGGAGUUUGGCUCCAUGACCAGUCUGCCUGCUCCUACACCCCCAAAUCCUCCUCCCUCACCUUGUCAGGCCACGCCCUUCCUGCAGAAUGCCAUCGGCCCAUUUUGUGCCAAUAGGUGCAGCUCUCAAGCCUCCCAAAGGGAUGAGUGCCAGAAUUCGAGCCCGCGCUACGAUGUUCCCAGGAGUCUCCUCCAGAACUGGAACAUGAGGAACACGUCAGCUAUUAAGAGUGCUGAUGGGCACGGAAGUCAGGACCAAGGAGUGACCGGAAGCUCAAGAGCAUCGAAUCUUGGGCGGCAGACUUCAAUGCAGCGCUCGCUCUCUUGGGGCAGUGAGAGAGUGCCCCCUGGAGGCAGUGUGGAGAUGUCUACCCCUCAGCAGAUGUUUGUGCUGGGAGAAACACAGUGCUUUCAUGGUUUCGAUAACUACAUCACACCUGAGCAGUGGCGCGCUGCAAAGAGUUUAAUGAUUCAGGUUGGCAACUCCUCUUCAAGUCCAUGGCCCUCUGCAGAUCUACUAGACUCCACACUACGACGUGUGAGAGAGGAACACCAUGGCAGUCAGGAUGUAGAUCGGUCCUCUGUUCCAGCCUCCCCUGUCACACUGAGCAUGGCCGGGCCAAAGUCGACAUGCGGCAUGUUCCAGUCUAUAAGUGAAGUUCCAGCAGCUGCCUCGCAGGACACUAAGCACCACCUCAAUUAUGUCAACAUCCCAACAGCUAAAGGGAACAUGGAUCUGACAGAGCCAGACCUGCAGGAGCCUACUUUAUCUCCAGUUUCCAGUCCCAGCUGUCCUGUCACAGAAGAAAGGAUCCGCCAGGUUCACCCUCAUCAACAACGUUGCCAUGGAAACGUCUCCAAGAGUGGCGGUGGAGCACACUCGGGGCUGCCAGUUGACUCAGAGGAACAGCAGGCGGCGAGGGCACCACGCUGACUUGGAUGACACGUCACUUCUCGCAAGUCCUCAUAUUCCAAAGUCCUCAUAGAAAAAGCCAUUCCAAAUACAACAUGAAGAAUAUCACGUGUGGGAUUUGUUGUGUGGAUGCUUAGAUCUGAAUUUAUAAGUUUGCAAUCCUGUACUUAUAAUGGGUAAAACUUUAGUAUGGGCAACAUAUUCCCCAUUAAUUAGUUGCUUAUUAAAAUGCUAAUUAGUAGCAUAUUGACUCUUAAUUAAUCAUUAUGAAGUACUUAUCAAGGGCAGCACAGUGAAACAGUGGUUAGUGCAUGUGCCUCACGAUACAAAGGUCCUGAGUAGGGCUGAGUUCAAUCCCGGGCUCGGGAUCAUUCUGUGUGGAGUUUGCAUGUUCUCCCCGUGACUGCGUGGGUUCCCUCGGGUACUCCGGCUUCCUCCCACCUCCAAAGACAUGCACCUGGGGAUAGGUUGAUUGGCAACACUAAAUGGUCCCUAGUGUGUGAAUGUGAGUGUGAAUGUUGUCUUUCUAUCUGUGUUGGCCUGCGAUGAGGUGGUGACUUGUUCAGGGAGUACCCCGCCUUCCGCAGAAAUGCAACUGAGAUGGGCUCCAGCACCUCCUGCCACCCCAAGGGGGACAGUGGUAGAAAAUGGAUGGAUGGAAGUACUUAUUAAUGCCUUAUUCUGCAUGGCCUUAUUAUACAAGCAUUAGCCAUUAAACUAAGAGUCUUCCCUCAAUAAUCUCAGAAUGAUUGCUUAUAAGUAACCCUAACCUGUAUAAUGUUCCGCUAAUGUCCAAAUAACUAAAUUAAAGGCCUACUGAAAUGAGAUGUUCUUAUUUAAACGGGGAUAGCAGGUCCAUUCUAUGUGUCAUACUUGAUCAUUUCGCGAUAUUGCCAUAUUUUUACUGAAAGGACUUAGUAGAGAACAUCCACGAUAAAGUUCGCAACUUUCGUUGCUAAAAGAAAAGCCCUGCCUCUACCGGAAGUCGCAGACGAUGACGUCACAUGUUGAUGGCUCCUCACAUCCUCACAUUGUCUUUAAUGGGAGCCUCCAACAAAAACAGCUAUUCGGACCGAGAAAACAUUGUGAUUUCCCCUUUAAUUUGAGUGAGGAUGAAAGAUUCGUGUUUGAGGAUAUUGAUAGCGACGGACUAGAAAAAUUAAAUAAGAAAAUAAACAUGUUAAAAAAAAAAACGCGAUUGCAUUGGGACGGAUUCAGAUGUUUUUAGACACAUUUACUAGGAUAAUUCUGGGAAAUCCCUUAUCUUUUUAUUGUGUUGCUAGUGUUUUAGUGAGUUUAAUAUUACCUGAUAGUCGGAGGUGUGUGUCCACGGGUGUCUUGACACCAGUGUCUCAGGGGAGUCGACGGCAGCUUUAUGGGAGGCACAAGCUCAGCUGAUCUCCGGUAAGAAGCGACUUUUUACCACAAUUUUCUCACUGAAACCUGCUGGUUGACAUGUUCGCUGUGAUCCAUAGUGAAGUUUCACCCCGGGAAUUUUAAAGAAGGAAUCACCGUGUGUUUGUGUGGCUAAAGGCCAAAGCUUCCCACCUCCAUCUUUCUACUUUGACUUCUCCGAUAUUAAUUGAACAAAUUACAAAGCAUUCAGCAACACAGAUGUCCAAAAUACUGUGUAAUUAUGCCGUUAAAGCAGACGACUUUUAGCUGUGUGUGUGCAGCGCUCAUACUUCCUAACAGUCUGUGACGUCAUGCGUACGCGUCAUCAUUACGCGACCGUUUUCAAGAAAAAACUCCCGGGAAAUUUAAAAUUGUAAUUUAGUAAACUAAAAAGGCCGUAUUGGCAUGUGUUGCAAUGUUAAUAUUUCAUCAUUGAUAUAUAAACUAUCAGACUGUGUGGUCGCUAGUAGUGGCUUUCAGUAGGACUUUAAAUGUGUGUUACUUAGAAUAUUUUCCCCAGUAUAGGUUCCCAAUACUGCCCGUAUUUUUCGGACUACAAGUCGUUUUUUUUCAUAGUUUGGCCGGGGGUGCGACUUAUACUCAGGAGCGACUUAUGUGUGGAAUUAUUAACACAUUACCGUAAAAUAUCAAAUGAUAUUAUUUAGUUAAUUCGCGUAAGAGACUAGAUGUAUAAGAUUUCAUGGGAUUAGGAGUGACAGAUAGUUUGGUAAAGGUAUAGCAUGUUCUAUAUGUUAUAGUUAUUUGAAUGACUCUUACCAUAAUAUGUUAGGUUAACAUAGCAGGCACCUUCUCAGUUGGUUAUUUAUGCCUCAUAUAACCUACACUUAUUCAGCCUGUUGUUCACUAUUAUUUAUUUAAUUUAAAUUGCCUUUCAAAUGUCUAUUCUUGGUGUUGGGUUUUAUCAAAUACAUUUCCCCCCAAAAAUGCCACUUAUACUCCAGUGCGACUUAUACAUGUUUUUUUUUUCCUUCUUUAUUAUGCAUUUUCGGCAGGUGCGACUUAUACUCCGGAACGACUCAUUCUCCGAAAAAUACGGUAAUCAAUGUUAAUAAGCAACUAAUUGAUGGUAAUUAUGUUCCCCAUACUAAAGUGUUACUUUAUAAUGAUAUAUCCCUUUAAAGCAGCGUCCUCUGCAGUGGACAUUUGUUGGCUCUUUUAUCCGUAACAUUGACUAAAUAAAUAAACCUGAAGACAGUGGUUCUCAGGAGGACAUUUAGUCUUUCUGGCCGCAAGAUCCUCAACAUCUGCUGAGGUCCUCUGAGCAGAAAGUCCCAAAUAUUGAAAACUCAUCUUAAAUUGUUUAGCCGGAAUUGACUUCAACGGUGUGCCUGUUAAAGCCUCGCCCCUAGCUGACAUUGUAUGGAAUUGUAUCGUUCAUCACUAAAGCAGACCCAUGGGCCCUCGAUUGUGUCGUAUGUUUGACUUUUUGGAGGAAAUCAUUCCACAUCAGAGCUUCACGGUGUUAGAGUUAUGUGUCAGGCGGUGAUGAAUGCAGUGGAGUGGCGCGAGCGAUCAGUAUUCAUCACAGCAGUCCAUGCCUGCUGGAUGAAUUGUACAACACACGCGUGUGAUCCAAUUUCCUGCAUCCCACUUUGAUGGUAUCGAGACAAACUGGCUAAUAUUUGACGCCAAUUUACUUUUAUGGCUGUCUUGAGGGGGAACCUCAUGAUGCCUUGUCACAGGAAGUCGCCACUUUCACCGCGGGGACACAUUUCCCUGACAAGGCUUGUAAAUAAAUAGCAAAUGCGUUAAUUCUUGCCAACUAUAUUAAAAUAUAUUUUUCAAAUGUAUGUUGUUGCCGACUUUAUUGGAAAUGUGUGCAAGGUUUUCUGCUCCUCACUCACUUACAUUUUUUUUUUUUAUGUCAGGUAAAUUCCCACAGAAGGAAGACAUUAAGUCAACAGACUGAAGGCGAACACGUGCACACCUUUAUGGCCCCUGGGUGGAGGUUAGGAACAUUUCAUUGUUUCAAGUCUACCUGUGUUCGUUAUCCUCUUUUUGAAGGGGAACACUCAUUCGUUUCAAAUAAUUUGAGCAGGUUUCAUCACCUGUAAUUGUGCACGUUUUUUUCGUCAAUUGACCCAAUUUAUCUACAACUACAACUCGUUUUUGUAUCUAACAUUGGUCAACUUACAGGUGCAACUUCUAUUUGAUUUGUCAACAGUUUUAAACACGAUUGACCAUUAUUUUCAUGUUGGACUUGUUCAGGUGCACUCGGGUAAAACUCAUUGUCAAAAUCGGUAUCAUUGUUUCUGUCAAUGGUUGUCAAUCCAGUCAAAAGUUAGUUGAUUGCGGUGUUCCACAAGGUUCCGUUUUAGGUCCACUUUGUUUCCCUAGUUUAAUUAAAAGUUAAACGCUGUAGUACCACUAAUAAUGGCACAGUGGGAGAGUGGCCGUGCGUAACCCGGGGGUCCCUUGUUCAAUCCCCACCUAGUACCAACCUUGUCACGUCCAUUGUGUCCUAAACAAGACACUUCACCCUUGUUCCUGAUGGGUGCUGGUUGGCGCCUUGCAUGGCAGCUCCCUCCAUCAGUGUGUGAAUGGGUAAAUGUGGAAGUAGUGUCAAAGCGCUUUGAGUACCUUGUUGGUAGAAAAGCGCUAUACAAGUACAACCCAUUUAUCAUUUAAUAGAAACACACACACACUAGGUGUGGUGAAAUUACUCUCUGUAUUUGACCCAUCCCCUUGUUCCACCCCCUGGGAGCUGAGGGGAGCAGUGAGCAGCAGCGGUGGCCACGCUCAGGAAUCAUUUUGGUGAUUUAACCCCUCAUUCCAACCUUUGAUGCUGAGUGCCAAGCAGGGAGUUAAUGGCUCCCAUUUUUAUAGUCUUUGUUAUGACUCGGCCGGGGUUUGAACUCACAACCUACAGAUCUCAGGGCGGACACUCUAACCACUAUGCCACUGAGCAGGUCUAACUCACUCACAAUUACAAUCAAAUCAAAAUUAGUAAUUUACCUCAACUUUGCUCAUUCUGUCAUGUUUAUCUCUCUUAUUUACAUUCCAAUUCCGAUACAUAACAGAUCAAAUGUCAUUUCCAAAUAAAAUGUAUUGAUAUCCAACAAUGAUUCAAUAACAAUAGGCUUAUGCUGUUUAGUACAAAAUGUGGUUUAUUUCACUAACCUGAGUUGCUUAUUCAUUUUAGCGAUGGACGUCCACUAGAAAGAAUGAAUGUAUUGUAAUACCUAGGUGGGCUACUCUAUGGAUCGACCCUGAUCUUACUUUCAAAACACACAGUACAGGCGUACAAUGCGUUUUCUUUAUUUGUUAGGACUAUUUACAUUGUAGAUUGUCACUGAAGGCAUUAAAACUAUAGCACCUUUGAAGUGAAACGCAUUUCAAGUGACUACCUCUUGAAGCUCAUGGAGAGAAUGCCAAGAGUGUGCAAAGCAGUAAUCAGAGCAAAGAAGAAACUAGAAUAUAAAACAUGUUUUCAGUUAUUUCAUAACUCCACAUGUUCAUAGUUUUGAUGCCUUCAGUGACAUCUACAAUGUAAAUAGUCAUGAAAAUAAAAACGCAUUGAAGGAGGUGUGUCCAAACUUUUGGCCUGUACUGUAUAUUGAUUUUAUUUGCGAGGAUUAAUGGCUGUUUGGCCUCUCUGCAAAUGAAUCUUGUUUUUUAGUUUUUAAUUGGCAAAAUAUUUUUUGCGAAAUUGUUUUUUCCCAUACUGGAUUAUGCUGUCGUCAACCAAAACACUACCAACUCUAUCCUCAAACCUUUCAAUAUUUUAUAGAAGUCCUUGUGCAGAUUUGUCUUGAGAUGUCCCUUUAGUACUCACCAUUAUCUUUUGUACAAGGCUGUUCAUUGGCCUAUCACUUUUGUUUAAUUUUCUAUGUAUCCAUUUAAAUGUUCCAUUGUACUUAAACUGCUUUUACAUUGCUCUCAGACAUACUGUAGGACUAAUUCAUUGUUUGCAGUCCCUAAAAUGUACUUUGAAAAAUAUUAAUCUUCCUUUCUCUUUAGUUUAUUACUUUUAUCUUUAGACUAGGGAUUUUCACACUGUGGUACACCGGCUCCACUUAGUGGUAUGUCAAAAAAUCCCUUGAUUGAAAGUACAGAGUUUUACUUUACAAUAUUCAAACAGUUUUACUGUUUUGACUGUGUGUAAUGUUACAGUGGCCAAAAUAUUAAUUACACUUAUAAAAUAAUUCCUUGUUUUUAAUAAAUAGUUAGGCCUACUACACUAGUGUAAUUUAUUGUUGGUCAUUAUGAUGAUACUUUGGGCUGUCAUGUAUUUUCCUGGGGGUACUUGGGGAAAAAAAAGCUUCAGAAGAACGACAUAUCAAAUUUAAGUACAUGAACAGCGUUAUUGUUUGAUUUGUUUUCCUCGCCUCCAAUUUGCAGUUGUAUCCUGCUCCUCCUAACAGUAUAUUGUAUUAUGUAUGGAGGCAGAAGAAGUGGUAAAACAUUUGUCUUUCAUUCUAAUACAUGUUUUUUUGUAUUUGUGUUGGGACUAUUCUUAUUCAUUUGAAAUUUCCAUAACUGAUUGCUAAUAUUGAGUACUGAGCCACAUGUAAAUACAUUUAUUGACAUUGCACUAUUUAUUUAUUACAAAAAAGAACUGAUCAUAUGGUAUGUACAGACUGGUGAUUCAUUUGAAACAAAUCAACAAGAAAAUGCUAGAAAACUAGAAACAAAAAAAAAAGUAUUGAUUUUUACAGCGCCGACUGGAAGAA